CAUUACCAACAUCGGUCGGUCGCCAUUACGAUUUUCUUUCGCGAGUCGCGGAUUCUCAGCUCGGUCGGGCCGUGAAAAAAAGGAAGCGAAUGUCGCGAGUGCCGUGGAAUAAAUUUGUGCCGUAGUGGGGAGCAGUGGAAGCCAACAUUAUUGGGAAUAUGGUGCUGGUUAGAAGAAACUGGCAAAUUAGUGCGUCACCGUCGAGAUGUGAAAAAUCGUGGAGCAAAAGUGCAAGUGAAUCGCAACAUCAAAAAAUGCGACCCUAAAAAAAGUAAAUUCCGCUCGUACCCGCGAUGAAACCAGUGGCAAAGUGCGUUACGAUGAAGCCCGGCCCCGAAGGUGGCCAAAUGUUGUCGGAUAGUGCAGUGUCAGAGGGAGAGGAAAAGUUCAGUGGCAGCAAUAAUAAUAGUGUUUUGAGUGGUGGCGCAGCGAAAACAGAACCCUCCAAGGGUGGUGCGGAAGUGGCCACUGCUGGCAGUCGGGCCGGGAUUAAAACAACAAACCUAUCGGCCGUGCUGUCUUCCGGUUGCUGCGGGGUUGGUCCGUACUCGGUGGCCACCACGGUGGAAAGUAAAACGAAAAAGACGAUGGUUGUGGUGGAAGUGACCACUGCAGGAAGUGCAGGAGGAGAAGGUGCAGAAGCAGUGGCAACAGCGGCUGUCACGCAGAAGGGUGAAAAGGCGUCGAAAAAUCACGUAGACACUACGAGUGCUGGCGGUGGCAACGGUGGGAGCAGUGCCGCGAAAACGACGUCGUUCUCUAAAAAUAAUGAUAAAUGCGACACACCGGCGAAGGAUAUCAUCGUGUCAUCAUCCCGAGCUGAUAAUGAACCUUUCCGAAGUCAUAAGAAGAAGAAAAGCAAAGAUAAAGAUCGCGAUCGUGACAAGGAUCACAAAAAACGUCGCCACUCAAGUGAGCACGGUGGAGGUGUUAGCAGCAGUAGUUCGGCCAUCCGGUCGAGCUCGAGUUCAACCCCGAAGGACAAAUCCUCCAGCAGCAAUUCGUCAAUCCAAAACAAAGAGAACCAACACCACCAUCUACAGCACAAGAUGGAUAAACCGGAAAAGGUCGACUUUCCGGUCCAAGAACUACCGAUCGAAACCAAUCCCGCUGCAUUGCUCAGUAGCCCCGGAGGACUGUCGGCCCCGGCAGUUGCAGCGGCGGUAGCCGUGGCAGCCGGUUCUCCCAUUCCCUCCAUCAAUCUGCUUUUGAAUCUGGAACGAAGUAACAGUGAAAACAGCACCAUCAAGAAGCAGGACGUUUUCAUCAAGAAAGAGUAUAAACCCCUGAAACCGGAGAAAUCGCGCGAAGAUGUUACUCGAGCGUUGAAUUUCGGCGAAGCCAAUGGCCCCGUCAACACCAGCAGCACCAGCACUAGCAGCAUAAGCAGCACCACCAGCAGCAAUAGCACCAGUGCUACCGGCAGUACAACUAACUUAACUAGCAAUAAGAACACUAACAUUUUGAUAAAGAUCGAGUCACCCAAAAAUCUUGACGACAAGUUGACGGUGGUCAAGAAGGAACUUCUGUCCGACGUUGUCAUGACGCCGGAAAAGCUGGUCAACGGAGGCGUCGUCACGGUUCCCCCCGUGGCAUUACCCAUAAAACAGGAAUCCACGGCUGAAAGAAGUACAUCGCACGAGCACCACCACCAGCAUGGCCACAAAUCGUCAUCUCAGCUUGGAAGUAGCUGCAGCAGCAGCAAGCUCUCCAGUUCUUCUUCGUCCACUUCGGUGCACAAGAGUAGUAGUAGCAGCAGCAGGGAAUGUUCGCGCUGCUACAAGCGUUCUAAGAUCAAACGGGCCAACAUCGGGAUUCAGUGCAAACGAGACAAGGUGGAAUAUCCUUUGGGCAGUGGCGAAGUAGUACCGGCUGAACCGUGCGCUCGGAUAGCCACGGCUAAUCGUGACAUGAACUGUCACCGGAAAGGAAUGGAACACCUCAAGUAUGGACGAUUCAUGCGAAUAGAGGUGCAUCCGAAUGGUGGGGCAUCGGUCGUGCACAUGUAUCAGGAUGAAAUCAGCGUCCUUUCGGAAACCGAAAUGGAGGAACUGGUGAACGAGUUCUUCGAGGUGUGUUUCAGCGAGGAUGAAGAUGGGUAUGCCGACCACGUGAUGGGCAUCGUGCAUAAUGCAGCCGAGUACCUGCCGGACCUGUUGGAACACAUGGCGGAGAACUAUGCGAAUUUGACGGUGAAGGCGGGAGUGCUGGGCCGAAAUUCUGACAUCGAAACGUGCACCAUGUUUCAGUACAAUGAGCAGGUUGUAAAAAACUACUCCCAAGGAACGGUGCGGUACGGACCGCUCCACCAGAUCAGUUUGGUAGGAAAAGUUCACGAGGAGGUUGGAGGCUAUUUCCCCGAUCUGCUGAAACGGCUCGAGCAGAACCCAUUCCUCAAUAAGGCAAUGCCAUGGGGAGAGUUAUCAAUUGUACAGAUGGAUCCGCGAUUGUCCAACGAUGGGCCGAUAUUGUGGAUCCGACCCGGUGAACAGCUGGUUCCAACAGCUGAAAUCAACAAAACACCAAUGAAGAGGCAAAGAACUCGAAUCAACGAGCUACGAAAUCUGCAAUAUCUACCGCGGCUGUCGGAGGCCCGUGAAACAAUGAUUGACGACCGUACGAAGGCGCAUGCCGAUCACGUCGGUCACGGCCACGACCGAAUGACCACAGCCGCUGUUGGGGUCCUGAAAGCCGUUCGCUGUGGAAUCCCGGACGAGCUGAACCGCAUUACAAAAGAUGUGGUAGCAUUCGACGCCCAUUGCUUCCCUCACCUGGUGGAGAAACUGCAGCUGGAUUUGCACGAGCCGCCGAUUUCGCAGUGCGUCCAGUGGGUGGAGGACGCCAAACUCAAUCAACUGCGGCGCGAGGGAAUCAAAUACUCGCGAAUAUCGCUGUACGACAACGAUAUCUAUUUCCUGCCGCGAAACAUCAUCCACCAGUUCCGAACGGUGACGGCAGUGACCAGCAUAGCUUGGCACCUGCGACUGAAGCGCUACUAUCCCGAUCAGGAGAUCGUGCAGGAGAUCGCCAAUGGGUAUGAAGUGGAUCCGCCGCACUACAAGGAGAAGCAGACGAUCCUACCGCACCCCAUUUCGGCGGAAGAGAAAAAGAACACCCCGGUCAAGCGAACACACGAUGGCAAACCAAAGAAGGCGGAAAAGAAGGAUUUAGGCGUGGUUUCGACGGCUGCAGUUGCAGUUGUUGAAGCUACGACUGAGACAGUAGUGGAAGAGCCAAAGUUGGAGAAGAUUGAGGUGGAGAAGCAGGCACUUCUAGAGGCCAAGAUCGACAUGCGGAAACUGGUGAGGGAUGACAAACCAAUCAAAAAGAGCAGUUCGAGUCACAAACACUCAUCGUCCUCGUCUUCGCAUAAGCAUCAUAGCAGUAGUAGCAGCAAAAAAGAUAGACAUCGUUCUAAUGGAGAACGUGAUAAGGAUAGGGACAGGGACAAAGACAAACAUCGGGAAAGGGAGAAGGAUCGGGAAAGAGACAGGGAUAGGGACAGAGAUCGUGACAGAGAUAAGCAUCGUAAGCAUUAUUCCUCUUCGAGUAAGUCAUCUAGUUCUUCGUCGAAGCAUGUCUCGAGUGAGGAUCGGAAGCGGAAAUUGUCGUCAUCCUCUUCGGAACGUCAUCCGCAUAGUGCUAGUAGCAGUCGAAGAGAAUCGACUUCGAGUGUGACAAAAGAGAAAGAUAUAAGCGCUGGUCUGGUACCGGCAGUUCCAUCAGUCGCAGCCGAAAUUGAAAUCGAGCAUGUCGGCGACGUUCCAGGGCACGGUCAAGUGAUAUUAGAUGAUACAACGAUCCAAGCAUCAGCACUCAAUAGCAAUUACGAGUCUGUGAUAAACUGUAACGAAGAAGCUAAGCUUACGGUGGCAAUGGAAACCACAAUUUCGGCCGAGGGUGAUGAGAUCAGUACGGAGACGUUGCUGAUGUUGAAAACUGAAGAGGAAAUCAUCACAACAACCAUCGUGGACGAUGACCAACAUCUCCAUGCAAUGCCUGUCGAACAGCAUUGUGAAGUGCUGUCCGCCUCUAAUCAGAUGCAAAUCAAUCCCACACCUCCUCUACCGCCUCCACCACCACUCGUUGAAGUAGCCCCACCAUUACCUCCACUACCAUCCGUACCGAUUCCGCCGGAAAGCUCCAGCAAGGGAUUUUACAGUCAUAACCCCAGCGGCGAACAUCAGCAUUCGUCGACACCAAAGAUGAAGAAAAGUAUUCAACUAUCGUCAUCAGUCGUUACGAGCACCAAUCACGCGAGCAGCAGCAGUACCGGACAAACCCCGAAACAUUCGUCGUCUAAAUCUGGUGGCUUAGCAACACCUUCCAAAAAGUCCAGUGACCUGCUUAGUUCCAUCAUGGCAAGCAUGGAGAGCACGCCGAAUCGCAAUGCAACCAAUUUCUAAGCGUUUGUUUUCGUCUAAACGUUUCUCGUCGAACGUUUGUGUUUCGUCCGUUUUGUUCCCUACCUUGAGGGCAAUGUUUUUACCAGUUCUCAGUGUUCCCGCAGCUUCACGCACUUUUCUUUUUCUUACUAACGCGAGGUGUAUCGUUUGUUUCCUGCAAAGGAGGAAAGUUGUGCUUACACCUUAUACUUAACUAAAAAGUUGUACAUUGUAAGAUGUAAUGUUUAGAUAAUCAGUUAUAAGUUAAAAUUGGACAUAAAUUUUAUCGAUUCGUCAACAGUA
Armigeres subalbatus is the source of this 4688-nucleotide messenger RNA. RefSeq lists its product as uncharacterized. The transcript is spliced from 7 exons. Gene Ontology annotation, cellular component: nucleus. The record is from RefSeq and is a predicted model, not a curated record. The coding region runs from base 294 to 4406 and encodes 1370 amino acids. NCBI's taxonomy places the organism in Eukaryota, Metazoa, Arthropoda, Insecta, Diptera, Culicidae.